Messenger RNA from Microthlaspi erraticum, 1164 nucleotides. NCBI's taxonomy places the organism in Eukaryota, Viridiplantae, Streptophyta, Magnoliopsida, Brassicales, Brassicaceae. The record is from the annotation of a GenBank genome assembly.
AUGGAAAUGAUCUUACUCUCUCUUUGCUUCACAACUCUCUUAGCGUUUUCCUUACUUAAAAAGAUCCUUGAUCGAACAGCAACCAGCAAAGCUAACCUACCGCCAUCUCCAUGGCGGCUUCCGGUGAUCGGAAACCUCCACCAGCUGAGUCUCUACCCUCACCGUUCUCUCCGUUCCCUCAGCCGCCGUCAUGGGCCACUCAUGCUUCUUCAUUUUGGCAGCGUCCCUGUCCUUAUAGUCUCAUCAGCCGAAGUAGCUCAUGAAGUCAUGAAAACACACGAUCUUAAGUUUGCUAACCGUCCGAUUGGAAAAGUGACCAUGAAUUUUCUGAAAGGUGGAAGAAAUCUGCUUCUUUCCCCGUACGGAGAAUAUUGGAGGCAGAUGAAGAGUUUAUGCGUCCUCCAUCUCCUCAGCAAUAAAAUGGUCAGGUCUUUUGAAAAGUUACGAGAAGAAGAGUUAAAUAUGAUGAUGGAGAAACUAGAGAAAGCGAGCUCUUCUUCUUCAUCGGUAAAUCUCAGUGAAACCAUCUUUAAUAUGGUUAACACUGUGGAUAUAUUUAUAGCAGGAACAACAACAACUUCUACACUCUUGGAAUGGACAAUGACUGAGCUUAUAAGACAUCCAGAAACAAUGAAGAAACUACAAGAAGAUAUCCGAACACAUUCAAGGAGUGGCUCUUACGUAACAGAAGAAGAGAUUGGAAAUAUGAAAUACUUAAAAGCUGUGAUUAAAGAGACACUUCGGAUACAUCCACCCGCUCCAAUUUUGAUUCCUCGGCAACUGAGCGAAGACGUCAAGUUAAAGGGAUAUGACAUUGCGGCUGGUACACAGGUCAUUAUCAAUGCAUGGACGAUCCAACGAGAUAGUGCAACAUGGGGAAGUGAUGCGGAAGAGUUUAAGCCAGAGAGACAUUUAGAUUCGGCUUUGGAUUUUCAAGGGCAGAAUUUCAUGUACAUUCCUUUCGGAUCGGGGAGAAGACAAUGUCCCGGAAUAGGGUUUGCUAUGGCGUUGGCUGAAGUGGCAUUGGCUAACCUAGUGAAUCGAUUCAGUUGGAAAGUCGAGGCUAGAACAGUUGGAGAUGAUGAUCAAUACCAUCUAGCUGAAGCUUUUGGUGUAGAAGUGUGCCGCAAGUUUCCUCUGAUUGCCUUCCCAUCUUCUCUUUGA